UUUACGGUGGAUAGGAAUCCUCACGUUAGGGCAUUUUUUUUUCUACCCGAAAACUUCUUGUGCGCAGCCAAAGGGACGCAUGCUGUGCACUGUAUCGGACUGACUGCGCCCACAUAAUCUCAGUUUACAAUGUCAUAUACACUUCGAGAAAUGCGAGUUCUCGUUGUGUCGGCUGUGCGUCAUCCGCGCCUGAUUAGACUUUUAGUGUGACGUCGCCAAGGACCAUUCAAGAAAAACGCCUCAUAGAACACUGAAUAUUUAAAUUCUCUCUUUUUUUUCUCUCCCACCAACGUGAACUAAACCAUCCGGAGUGACGAAACACAUUUUUUUUCCACGAAGAUUUGCAUCAACAAGUUGCCUUCAGUGCGUAAUAGCCAUUUGAGCGUAACGCGCGACAACACGUGACGAACAAGCCGCAAAUAUUUAUCUUUUCUUUCAAAGAGAAAUAAGAUCUUGCCUCCCCAUGGAAACACAUCUUGUCCGAUUACCGGUCGGUUUUGAAGGCGGACCGGGUCCAUGCUUCACCGCGUCUCCAGAUGCUCGGCUGUCCGCCACAUGGUGAACUUUGCGCACACGCCACCCUGGAAAGAGGACGCGUAGAGAAGAGAUCUGAAUGAAUGGAACUGAGAUCUUUUCGCAGUCCUCUUCUCGGCUCCCCCAGACUGUUGUAUGUGUUUUAUAUCCAGCUGGUUGAAGGUGGUAUCCUCCAUUCGCAUCGGCAGAUAUCACGUCAGACAGGGGUCAACAAAUGUCGAAGAAAAGGAAAAGUCCUGACGACAGGGGCUCGGGUGGAUCCUCACCCGCAGUGUGCAGCGAUCAAGGUUUGACAGAUGACAAAGUGAAGGCCUACCUCUCACUGCACCCACAGAUGCUGGAUGACUUUGUGUUGGAAAGUGUGAGUGCGGAGACGUUGGACAGAUGGCUGAAGAAGAAGACCACCAGCAGGCCUGCAGAUGACACAUCAGCAAAAGAAGUCAGCAGGCAGUACCAGGACACAAAUAUGCAGGGUGUGGUGUACGAACUGAACAGCUACAUGGAGCAGCGUCUAGACACUGGAGGAGACAACAAACUCCUGCUCUAUGAGUUGUGCAACAUCAUCAAUACAGCAACUAAAGCUGAUGGAUUUGCACUUUACUUCUUGGGAGAAUGCAACAAUAGUUUAUGUUUGUUCACUCCGACGGGGGCCAAAGAUGGCCAUCCAAGCCUCAACACUUCCCUUCCUAUUGCAGUUGGAACAACCAUUGCCGCUUAUGUUGCCAAGACUCGCAAAACACUGCUAGUAGAGGACAUGACGGGGGAUGAGCGCUUCCCCGACGGCACAGGGCAGGACUCAGGGAUCCGUGUUCACUCUGUCCUGUGCCUCCCCAUCCUCACUGCCAUCGGGGACCUCAUCGCCAUCCUGGAAUUGCAUCGAUACUGCGGCAAGGAGCCCUUCAGCCUCAGCCACCAGGAGGUUGCAACAGCUAAUUUAGCAUGGGCAUCAGUUGCCAUUCAUCAAGUUCAGGUGUGCAGGGGCCUCGCCAAACAGAGGGAACUCAAUGACUUCCUACUUGAUGUGUCAAAAACAUACUUUGAUAACAUUGUGGCAAUAGAUUCUCUACUUGAACAUAUUAUGAUAUAUGCAAAAAACCUGGUGAAUGCAGACAGGUGCGCACUCUUCCAGGUAGAUAACAACAACAAAGAACUGUACUCUGACCUGUUUGAUAUUGGAGAGGAGAAAGAAGGCAAACCUGUCUUUACGAAAACCAAAGAAAUCAGGUUUUCUAUAGAGAAAGGAAUAGCUGGUCAGGUGGCUCGUACAGGGGAAGUCCUGAAUAUCCCAGAUGCCUAUGCAGACCCAAGGUUCAACCGAGAGGUGGACCUCAAAACUGGCUACACCACACGGAACAUCCUGUGCAUGCCCAUUGUGAGCAGAGGGGCAGUUAUAGGAGUGGUGCAAAUGGUGAACAAACUCAGCGGAAGUGCCUUCACUAAAACAGAUGAGAACAACUUUAAGAUGUUUGCUGUCUUUUGUGCUCUGGCCUUACACUGUGCAAAUAUGUACCACAGGAUCCGGCAGUCUGAAUGCAUCUACAGAGUGACGAUGGAAAAGCUCUCAUAUCAUAGCAUCUGCACAUCAGAGGAAUGGAAGACCCUGACCCAGCUCAACCUCCCUGCACCCAUUUAUAAAGAAAUUGAAAUGUUCCACUUUGACAUUAGUCCUUUUGAAGAGAUUUGGCCUGCUGUUUAUAUCUACAUGAUUCAUAACUCCUGUGGAAAGAACAGCUUUGAGUUGGAGAAGCUUUGUCGGUUCACAAUGUCUGUACGGAAGAACUACCGCCGUGUGCCGUACCACAACUGGAAGCACGCAGUGACGGUAGCACACUGUAUGUAUGUCAUCCUACAGAAAACAUCUGGGUUCUUCACAGAGCUGGAGAAGAAAGGUCUAUUGAUAGCCUGCCUAUGCCAUGAUCUUGACCAUCGGGGCUACAGCAACACAUAUCUGCAGAAGUUUGACCACCCACUGGCUGCUCUGUACUCCUCCUCCACCAUGGAGCAGCAUCACUUCUCUCAGACAGUCUCCAUCCUGCAGCUGGAAGGGCACAAUAUUUUCUCCAACCUAAAUUCCAGCGAGUACGAGCAUGUACUGGAAAUCAUCCGGAAAGCGAUCAUCGCCACAGACCUAGCCCUGUACUUCAACAACCAUCAGCAGCUGACUGAGCUGCAGGGAUCAGGAGUGCUGGACUUGAACAACCACCUACACAGGGACUGUGUGAUUGCUGUGAUGAUGACAGCCUGUGACUUGUGUUCCGUUACCAAGCAAUGGGAAAUCACACGACUCAUAGCCAAUGACAUCUACGCUGAGUUCUGGGCUGAGGGAGAUGAGAUGAAAAAGAUCGGGAUACAGCCAAUUCCCAUGAUGGACAGAGACAAGAAGGAUGAGGUUCCCCAGGGGCAAGUGGGAUUCUACAAUGCUGUUGCCAUUCCAUGUUACACAACACUAUCACAACUUUUCCCUCCAUCCAGUCCUCUUUUAAAAGCCUGCAGAGAGAACUUGAGCCAGUGGGAGAAGAUAGUUCGAGGAGAGGCGGAGGACAUUCUCCUCAGAGAACCCAGCCAUUCUACUGAUUCAGGUCCAGUCAAGGUGGACAACUAACAACAGUACCAAAGGGUCUCUGGCCCCACCCCCACCCACCCACCCUCAAAGGAAUACAACCUGAACACUGCCACAGACCUCGAUCUGUGCAGUGGAAGAAGCCGCAUCCUGUAAUAGCAGGAGCUGGAACAGCUACAGGCGACUUUGAUAAAACACAGUUACCUCAGCGGGGUUUCACCAACGGUUUCACCAAUCCCAGAGACUGACGGACAUUUGACGGGGAUACAGUCUACGUCCCUUCAGCUUGGGAGUUCAUUAUAUAGAAUUGGACUUUCUUGCCAUUUUGGAUAUUUGGGUUUUUUUUUUUUAGGAUUUUUUAUUAUUAUUAUUAUUGUUAUUAUUAUUUUAUUGUUUUGGUCUUGUGUUUGCAGAGGCCUUACUUUGAAUCCGUCACACACGAGCAUGUGUGCAAAUUUGCUGUGGGUUCAGGCUUUUUGGAAUUUGAAAUGGUACUGUUUGCCUUCUGUGGUGAGUUUAUCAUACGUGUCUCCAGACCGAUGGAAUGUUUUGAACAGACAGACGGUGUAAUCCCACCUUAUAGACACAGCAGGCGUCAGAAUGUUUUCUUUAGUUUUUUGCAAAAAUCCAUUAGAGUACUUGAAUAAAGACAUGCAGCCUUGGCUAUGUGGACAUUGCAGAAGUUCCCCACAUCUAAAAUAUGGAUGAAGUGUGAGGAGAAAAUAAUCAGCAACACAGUCGAGUCACGUGAGAAUCCUAAUAUUUCUGUGUGAAGUGGCCAACUGGCACCUGACGAUGGGAUCUGGCCCAGUGAAAGCAAACAAAAUUUUUAGGGCAUCUAAAAAGAAUCAUUAAAUAACACUGGAAUUAUAGCAGUCAGUAGUGUGGGCACAGCUAAACUUAAAAAAAAAAAUAGCUUUAAUAACCGCUAAUCCACUAACUGGAAAGUUGGCGAAACCAAUAAACCGUUAAAAUAUUUCGCCAAAGCCAUUGUAAACUUUUAUUAUACACAUACAGUGCCCUCCAAAAGUAUUGGGCCACUUGAUAUUUCACACAUUUUAAUUUGCUUAUGCCAUUUCAAAUCCAAAAAGUAAAUCAGUCUUCUUUGUAUAAAAAUUUUGAAUUAUCUUCCUUCAGAUCAAACUGAAAGCAAAUCUCUAUAACUUGAUAUAAAUGAGUUAAAAAGAAAUAUAAAAGCCAAGGUGAUGCUUUGCAUAAGUAAUGGUAUAGAGGAAGAUUUUCUUAAAAAGAAGACCUGAAAUUUCAGUUACAAUUUGCCAAAAGGUCCGUCUGAGAUGCAAGCCAAGAUUUGAUGUUUUGGUGAAAGAAAAUCCUCCUCUGUUUGUUUAUUGGCUCUAAACCUCUGAAAAACAGACCUAAAGAGCUGACAUUUUAAUGUGUUAUAGUGUAUGAAGGUUCCACAUGAUGAGCAAAAGUACUUAAAUAAUUAAAUGAACAAAUAAAAUUAAAUAGUAGCUUGCAUUCAGCAUGCAGUUUUUUUACAGUACACAAAGUAUUCAAUGAAAAAGAAAUUAAAUUAAAAAUAUAUAUACAUGGAAAAUAAUUCUAAUAAUCUAGUUAAUGCAUUCAAGGUCAUGCUUGAUGUCUUCACGCUAUGUGUGUAGUUUGUAAGCUCCAAAAGGAACAAACAUAUAGUUGUAGGGUUUACAGAUAAUUUUUUUUGCCAUUAAACUUCUUUAAAUUAGCUUAUAGAGUUAAAAUUAGUGGGACUACAUUAAGUGGAAGCUAAUUUGGUCUUUCUGGAACCUAUGGUGCAAGACACAUUUGGUGUUUGGUCUCAGUGGCAGAUGUGUCAACUUGAGUUAACAUUGUUUUAACGUAAAAUCUAAGUGUCAAAAAACUAGUACUUGAGCAACCAAAGUAAAAAUAAAUAAAUCAGGAGCAAAUUUGUGGAUGUCAACAAACUUUCUGAAUGAACUCAAUUAACUUGUCUUUUCCACUCUGGUUACUGCAAACAGCAAAAAAUCCCAACACCUGCAUUAAGACCUUUAAGAGAUGUUGAGCUCUAAGAGACUGAGUUUCACAUAUCUGUUCAAAGCUAAGUGAAUGAGACCAAACUCACGCCCUACCUACAAGGACAUAUGGGUCCCUGAAACAGGGGAAUUAGUCUGGGAAUGGUUUUAAAAGAUAGCUGAAAGGGUAAUAUGCUAACGAAAAAGUUAUUUUUGCUAAUUAAAAUGUAAGUCCUAUGCAGGCCCUGCUGGUGCUUAUUGCCAGAUUCCAUAGCAUGGGAAUCUAUUACUCCCCCUGGAUGGGGUUUAUUUCCCCAGCCAAGGCUGGUACCCAUUUACAGCUGGGUGGACUGAAACAAUGUAGAUCAACUUUUUCGUCCAUGUACAGACAGGUAGCAUCAGCGAGACUCAAAACCAGGUCUACAUAUUGGCAGGUCAGCUUCUUAUCUACUCAGCUACCUGCUCUACAGUUGUGAGCUAAUUCGCUGACCUGUGCCCACCACUGGCAAGUAGAACAUCUUAUGUAAUGCCUAAAAAGAUCCUUGUCAUCUGGGGACGAAUCAUGGGAUGAAUGAUCCAUAUCAUGUGAUAUGGAUCAUUCGUCCCAUUUGCCAUUUUGUUCCAUUUAACAUGCAAUUUUGAUUCCGUUUACUGUGCAAUUUUGGUUCCAUAUGUUUUGCACCAUUGCAAGGAUCUGUGUACGCGCUAUAUAUAAAAACAAAUAGUGAUGGUUUUUUAUUCAUGCAAUGGAAAGAACAUUUCCGUCAAUGAAAGAUUCUUACCAUUGCAUUCAUAAACGUUCAUUAAUUGUAUAACAUGUUGACUAAUUUCUACUCCUAUACCUUAAUUUCUUUGAAAUAUGACAUGAAUCAGAAUUUUAAAAAAGCAAAAGUUGCAGAAAUUAUGGGUACCACAAAAGUUUGCUUGACACCAGUCUUUUUAAAUGCUGACUAAAUUAACUGUGUGGUACAAAUGAGGACAUAAUUAAAGCAGGUUGAAGAGUUGCACUAUGCAGUUGGCAAAGUCUGGGAGGUUUUCUCGUUUUGGACAACCAUUAGUUUAAACAUUAGUCCACAUUCUUGCAAGUUCAUAUAAAAUAUUAAGGACAGUGAAACUGAACAUUUUGGUUUGUUUGUUUUGUUUUUUAUUUCAUCGUUGAUGCUCAUCACAGCAGCUCAACACAAAAUCGCUUCAAACUGAGAUUAGACCUUUUUUCCCCAAAGCCUAAGGUAGAAACUUUUAUUGGUGUCUAUUUUUCUUAUACUAAAGUAUAAUGACUGCGAGUUAAGAAAGUGUGUCAUGCGUCUAUCUCUGGGACUGCAGAUCAAGAGGGUUAACUGACUAUUUGCAGAUGACCUAUCAAAGGAAAUCUCCUGUCAUGUUCACAUGUGAGGGAUAUAUUUGGACUAGUUGAAAUUCAUUUCCAAGAUCUUCCAAGACAUUUUUUUUUUUGUGAGUUGUCUGAAACUGUUAUACUAGUGUAAAUUUUCCCUGUGCAAAGUUACCGCUAAAAUCAUUUGUUGAAUUACUGAUACAGUGGCCCCAAUGGUGUGAAUGUACAUUUUGAUGAAUGUUUUGUGGAAUGCAAAUCUCGGGUUGUGGCAUGUGGAUUAGUAUGUAAUAAUGUGGUCCGUCUUCGUUUUAAGAAUUGCUUCUAGUAAGCAACAACAGCAUGCACCUUCAAUGGACGUUUUGCUAUAUACAGUACUCACACACACACAUACACACACACACACACAAGCAAGGGGGUCUAUUGUGCACAAUUUAGAAAGUGGUUUGUACUGACAACAUUGUAUGCUAUGAUAGUGCAAUACAGAAUGACAGUCAUGUACUUUCUGACUGUGUACACUGUGAGUGUACAUGAGCAUGUGUGUGUGUGUAUAAGAAAGACAGAGAGCGAGCUUUUCACUGUCUCUUUCCCUUCUCCAACUCCACCUGAACACAGUUAAGUCCAUGUCACAGCACCGUCCCUUCUUUUAUUCAGCACCACUUAUAUCCCAUCGUCUGCACUAUGUUUACCUUAUGAACUUUAUUAUUAUUAUUAUUGCUAUUAUUACUGUUGUUAUUUUCUUAGAGUUAAAGUUAAAUUAACUUAUAUUUUUUAUACAAAGAGAAAUAAUGUUGGCCUUUUGUUUUGUACAAAGUAAGAUAAACCAAAAAAAAGUCGACGCGUUACUGUUACCCAGAAUAACUGAGGAAUGUCUCAUCUAUAAAGAUAAUAGCAGUAGCCCAAAUGACUUUUAAUAAAAAUCACAAAAUA
This is a messenger RNA of Thalassophryne amazonica, 7327 nucleotides long. It is a transcript of the gene pde10a, whose product is annotated as phosphodiesterase 10A. Gene Ontology annotation, molecular function: protein binding; 3',5'-cGMP-stimulated cyclic-nucleotide phosphodiesterase activity. The transcript has 22 exons. Gene Ontology annotation, biological process: signal transduction; negative regulation of receptor guanylyl cyclase signaling pathway. NCBI's taxonomy places the organism in Eukaryota, Metazoa, Chordata, Actinopteri, Batrachoidiformes, Batrachoididae. The record is from RefSeq and is a predicted model, not a curated record. Bases 749 to 3136 code for a protein of 795 amino acids.